UCCGCCCGCCCCCACGGCUCGGCCGUGCCGUUCCAUGGGACGCGCGCGGUUGUUUUCUCCCUGCAGCCGGCGGGAGGCGGAGGAGGAAGAUGCCGGGGAAACUGAAGGUCAAAAUCGUGGCGGGGCGCCAUUUGCCGGUGAUGGAUCGCGCUAGCGACUUGACCGACGCCUUUGUGGAGGUAAAAUUUGGAAAUACAACGUUUAAGACAGAUGUAUAUCCAAAGUCACUCAAUCCUCAGUGGAAUUCUGAAUGGUUUAAAUUUGAAGUAGACGAUGAAGAGCUACAAGAUGAGCCUCUCCAGAUCACAGUUCUUGAUCAUGAUACCUACAGCGCUAAUGAUGCUAUUGGCAAAGUAUACAUUGAUAUCGAUCCCUUGCUCUAUAGUGAAGCAGCUACAGUUAUUUCAGGAUGGUUUCCAAUUUAUGAUACCAUCCAUGGUAUACGUGGGGAGAUUAAUGUGGUGGUGAAAGUAGAUCUCUUCAAUGAUUUAAACAGAUUCAGGCAGUCAUCGUGUGGAGUAAAGUUUUUUUGCACUACAUCUAUUCCGAAGUGUUACAGAGCAGUAAUAAUCCAUGGAUUUGUGGAAGAACUGGUAGUUAAUGAAGACCCGGAAUACCAAUGGAUAGACCGAAUACGUACACCAAGAGCAUCAAAUGAGGCUAGACAAAGACUCAUUUCUCUAAUGUCAGGUGAGCUGCAAAGGAAGAUUGGCUUGAAAGUCCUUGAAAUGAGAGGAAAUGCUGUUGUUGGUUAUUUGCAGUGUUUUGAUUUGGAGGGAGAGUCUGGACUGGUAGUACGAGCCAUAGGAACAGCCUGCACGUUGGAUAAAUUAAGUAGCCUAAACUUCCCUGAAACCAUUUAUAACAUAACUUUGCAACCUGUUUGUAUGUAUUGUUUUCUUUUCUUCCACCUUGGCUGCAAAUUCUCUCAGGUCUCCGCUGGUUCAUCCGCCAAGCCAUGGAUGCCGCUCGACUCACAACAGCCCAAUUCACACUGCUACUGGCUCACGACUUACUCAGAACUUCUCUGUGUCUGUUCCCACUCUCAUCUACACUGGAUUCCCUUCAAUGAAGAUCCCAAUCCCAAUACUCAUUCAUCAGGACCCUCCACCCCUCUGAAAAACCAAACCUAUUCCUUUUCACCUUCCAAGUCCUACAGUCGACAGUCCUCUUCUUCUGACACAGAUUUGAGUUUGACACCCAAAACUGCACUUUCCCCACAGGGACCUAGGAUUUUCCUGUUUCCCAGCUCCCCUACACUCUCAUGUGAUUCCCCACAUCUUAAAAAGUCCUGUCUCCUCCUCUCGGGGUCUAGCCUUUACCCUCUACACUCUAGCCAUGUCAGCCCAGUUGUUCUGAGGAAAAGUGUUUCUUUCACUGAAGAGCUGCUUCUGGCUGCUUCUGGAAUGGGCAGUGGGAGUGCUGGAAAAGAAGGGGGGCCGUUUAAAACUCUCUUAAGGCAGCAGACUCAGUCAGCUCUGGAACAAAGGGAAUUUCCAUUUUUUACCUUGACGGCCUUUCCACCGGGCUUCCUUGUCCACGUUGGUGGUGUUGUUAGUGCCCGUUCUGUGAAGCUCUUGGAUCGCAUUCACAAUCCUGAUGAACCAGAGACACGAGAUGCGUGGUGGGCAGAAAUCAGACAAGAAAUAAAAUCCCAUGCCAAGGCAUUGGGUUGUCAUGCUGUAGUGGGCUACAGUGAAUCAACUAGCAUUUGUGAAGAGGUCUGUAUUUUGUCCGCGUCUGGCACAGCAGCUGUACUGAACCCUAGGUUUCUUCAGGAUGGCACCAUGGAAGGCUGUUUGGAUCAAAGGAUUGAAGAAGCUUCACCACCAGGUUGUGGAUUUUGCCAUAUACCGUACGAUGAAUUGAACAUGCCAUUCCCUGCUCACCUCACUUAUUGUUACAACUGCAGGAAGCAAAAAGUUCCUGAUGUCCUUUUCACCACAAUUGAUCUUCCUGUAGAGGCCACUGUUAUUGGAAAGGGAUGUCUUAUUCAAGCCAGGUUAUGCCGUCUAAAGAAGAAAGCUCAAGCAGAAGCAAACGCAACUUCUAUCAGUAAUCUCUUGCCAUUUAUGGAAUAUGAAGUGCACACACAACUGAUGAACAAACUUAAGCUAAGAGGAAUGAAUGCUCUGUUUGGGCUGAAAAUUCAAAUCACUGUGGGUGAAAAUAUGCUAAUGGGGUUGGCAUCUGCAACAGGUGUGUAUCUAGCCGCUUUGCCAACACCUGGUGGUAUUCAGAUCGCUGGGAAGACUCCAAAUGAUGGCACCUAUGAGCAGCAUAUAUCUCACAUGCAAAAGAAAAUAAAUGAUACAAUAGCAAAAAACAAGGAGCUUUAUGAGAUCAAUCCUCCAGAACUACCUGAAGAAAUCAUUGGGUCUCCCAUUCCAGAGCCAAGACAGCGUUCCAGGUUAUUGAGAUCUCAAUCAGAAAGCUCUGAUGAAGUUACAGAGCUAGAUCUUUCACAUGGGAAGAAAGAUGCUUUUGUCUUGGAGAUCGAUGAUACAGAUGCAAUGGAAGAUGUACAUUCUUUGCUGACAGAUGCUCCACCGCCUUCUGGUUUUUACAGUUGCAACACAGAAAUUAUGCCUGGUAUAAAUAACUGGACACCGGAAAUCCAAAUGUUCACAGCAGUAAGAGUUUCCAGAUUAAGCAAUAUUAAUCUAACAAAUCAAACACUUAACAAGAACUUCAAUGACCUAUGUGAGAACCUGUUGAAGAGCUUGUAUUUUAAACUGCGAUCUAUGGUUCCGUGCUGCCUUUGUCAUGUGAAUUUUACUGUCUCUCUUCCAGAGGAUGAAAUAGUUCAGAUAGCAGUCACAGCUGUUGCAAUUACAUUUGACAAAGACCAAGCAUUACAAGCAGCCAAACCUCCUACAGAAAAAUCACAAAAAAGAGCGUCAACAGACAAUGAAGAACAGCUACAAUUUCCAUUGGAACUUAGCUCUGAUCCCCUUGCUUCUCAACCAUUCUCAGCAGCUAAAGAAGUCCCGGAGGGUGCAAGUUCCCACUCAGGUAUUCCUGCUGCUCAGAGAGCAACGUCAGUUGAUUACAGUUCCUUUGCAGACAGAUGCAACAGCUGGAUAGAGCUCAUUAAACUGAAAGCUCAGACCAUAAGGCGCGGAUCAAUUAAGACAACUGCUUCAGUUGAUAAAGCAAGUCCAUUGGCUGAAGGAUACUUACGACACCGUUCUGUUCCAUCAUGUGCCAAUUCUACCGUCUCUGUUGUUAAGAUGACACCUCUUUCUUUUAUUCCUCGGGCAAAAAUAACCAAAUACCUUGGGAUAAUCAACAUGUUUUUUAUACGAGAAACUACUUCUUUGCGUGAGGAGGGUGGUGUCAGUGGCUUUCUCCACGCUUUUAUUGCUGAAGUAUUUGCAAUGGUGAGAGCACACGUUGCAGCGUUAGGGGGCAAUGCGGUUGUCUCAUACAUCAUGAAGCAGUGUGUGUUCAUGGAGAAUCCAAACAAAAACCAGGCCCAGUGCUUAAUAAAUGUAAGUGGAGAUGCAGUCAUUUUUGUACGCGAAUCAGAGCUGGAGGUGUUACCGGUGCAGCCUGCUCCAGUUGCUUCCCAGCCCACAAGUACUGGAGGAGAUGUCACAACGUGAAGGCAGAACGAGUGAAAUAGUCUUCCAGAUAGUUUGUUUAAAAUGUGGGAAUGUUAGGAUUGCGUCUUCAAAAUCAGUAUCUUCCUUGAACAUCAUUAGCCAAAGUGUAAGACAAUCACAGUAUUCUGUCCUCCGACUCCAUGCAAUUGUCAGGACCACGUAUUGGUAGGAAUGCUCCGAUUCUUUGGGAAAUAUUGCUGGCUCCUUGGAGAUGUAGACAAGCAGAAGCGGUGAUAAGAAGUGUGAUAAGAAAGGAGACAUCCCAGAAAAGUGAACUAAAAUCCCACUGCAUUUUCAGCUGUUAACAAACCUGCAAUACAUUAAAAUUCAGAACCAUCUCCGAGUUCCCUUCCUCUAUCAGGUGCUUCUCAGCUCACUUCAGAAAGGAGUGGGUGUGAGCACGUGGGCUGCGGCUGAGGUUAUGUGAGCAGCCUGUGCUGUGCUGGGGCAGCAAGGGGAGGGAGCACAGGCUGUGAGCCUGAACUGGGCUCUGGUCAUGCAGCAUGGAAAGGAAGGGGCAGCACCAAAAUUCCAUUUGGAUCUCUGCGCACAGAAAAAUAUUUUUCAACUCUUUGAGAAACUGUUAUGUUGUUUUGUUUUGUUAAAAUUAUGAUUAGAUGAAAUGAAAUGUUUGGGGUGUUUUUUUGUUCUGUUUUUAGAAAGCUGUCAGAACGUGAUGAUGCUGUGUUCUGAUUUCAUUAUUGGCAAAACAAAUAUUUUUUUAUAUAAGAAUUCAUGGGAAAAAAAAAAUGUCAUAAAGCUGAUUUCCUUAAGGAAUGUCAUCUUUGCAAAAUAAAUAAAUAGAAUUGUAAACCAUCCUCUUAAAGAGCAGAGAGGUACCUUGCAGCCCCCUUUCUGUCGGGGGUAGGAAACAGCAGGCUGAUUGUAUGCUGUUGUACGUUUGUGAUGCUCACUUCUGCACACUGCUUUUCUUUUCCGGUACAGUAUCUGGGAAAAUGAGGGUACUAAAAAGAAAGGAAAACUGUCAUUUCCAGUAAGAGUCUGAAACUCUGUGAUACUUCAAUGUAAAAAGAUGCAAAGCUUUGAUCUGAAGAUGCAUUCUUACCUAAAUCUGACAAUACAUGGAACUUGAACAAAGGUGUAAACUUGAAUGUAAAUAGUCUGCUUAGUGUUGAAAUUAAGCAAUGGCAUGGUUAUUUGUUAAAAAUAAUUAUUUCAUUGUAAAUGAGCGUGAAAAUCAUUCUUUGCACAAUAAAUUUCUGUAAAAAAACCCUUGCCUUUUUAUAUAUGUAAUACCUAAAUGUGUACAGUGGAUGCAUAUUAAAGAUGUCACAUUCUUGCCUUCCUCA
Molecule: messenger RNA, 4918 nt
Organism: Lagopus leucura (white-tailed ptarmigan)
Lineage: Eukaryota; Metazoa; Chordata; Aves; Galliformes; Phasianidae
Gene: C2CD5
Product: C2 calcium dependent domain containing 5
Exons: 28
Coding region: 90-3608 (1172 amino acids)
Biological process (GO): positive regulation of protein targeting to membrane; intracellular protein transmembrane transport; protein localization to plasma membrane
Cellular component (GO): plasma membrane
Molecular function (GO): calcium-dependent phospholipid binding; calcium ion binding
Source: RefSeq, a predicted model, not a curated record